UUUUGUGACUGUCUCUUUUAAAAUGUAAUAAUGUUCUCUUCGAUUUUUCGCGUGUCUGGACGAUUCGGAGGAUUUCUGUUGGUUUUCAAUCUGCGCCAGUUAUUUGUGAAUUUACUGACAAAACGAGUUACAAUGUCUUGUUAUCCGACGCCUUAUUGCCCUCCUGAGCCUUCUUGUGGUCCUGUACCUUCUUGUUAUCCUGAGCCUUAUUGUCCUUCUGUGGUUGUGCCUUGUCCUUCUGAGCCUGUUUAUCCCCCUGCGCCUACUUAUCCUCCUCAGCCUUUUUAUCCUCCUCAGCCUUCUUGUCCUGCUGAGCCUUUUGUCCCUCCUGUACCUUCCUGUAACCCUAUGAUAAAUGCAGGUGAUCGAGUAACAAUAUCUGCUGAUAUCGAAACACUGAUGAGAUACCAAGUUGGCCAUGGCGGCUGGGAUUGUCAUAUGUCAGGUAUUACUGAGAGUUGA
Octopus bimaculoides (California two-spot octopus) is the source of this 462-nucleotide messenger RNA. RefSeq lists its product as uncharacterized. The record is from RefSeq and is a predicted model, not a curated record. NCBI's taxonomy places the organism in Eukaryota, Metazoa, Mollusca, Cephalopoda, Octopoda, Octopodidae.